AUGUCCAAUGUGCACACAUUAAGAGAUAUUGAAAAUAGAGGUCAUCGACUUGGUAGCAUCCGUGAAUCAGAACUUGGGAAAGCAUUGCGUGGUAGCAUCAAAACUGCUUCUGAUAUUGCUAAUGAAUAUAAAGACCUGCAGGACAUAUAUUUAGAGCGAGUAAAGGAUUUUAAUCGUAUCAGUUCUGGCAUUAACAAUAAAGAGGCAACUUUGGCCCAGAAAGCUUCGUCCGUUGACAAGGUCAAGAUUCUUUCUCUUGAAGCUAAAAUAGGUGAAUUGGAAGUGGAAGAGGUAACAGAGGCGCCAGGCAAGCAGAAAGAUCCAAAGUUACCUGAUUGGAUUGAUGAUAAUUUAAAGGGCCUUGUCUAUGAGCUUGGACUCGAAAAUAAAGAAGAUUUACUAGAGGUAUUGCAAAAUGCAUUGUCAGAAAGAAAUUCUCUCUUUCAAGAAGCGGAUCUAAAGGGAUCAGCUAAUGCUUAUUUAGCCGAGCAGACUCCAAAAACAUCUAGCGAGUUUGAAGUGGUUGGAGGGGUGGACUCUAAAGAGAACCCAGGUGUUAGUGAACAGGAGAAAGAUAACGGCAAUACUAGCAUUGAAACUACCUGGGUUCAUAAUGCGAACGUCUCGGUAGCACCUAUUUCAAUACCAGAAACCGGCAAAGCUUUAGCUGAUAAGAAAUUGGAUUUCUUCUUUUUCAAGAAAAUUUUUCCGAAAUAUAUAACACCUUUUAAUAGAAAUCAGAGUUAUGGAUUCCCAAUCCGAUACACAGAAAAACCGAAAGAAAGAACUACCACCUAUGAAACUUUACCUUAUGGAUAUGGAUGA
Molecule: messenger RNA, 825 nt
Organism: Ambispora gerdemannii
Lineage: Eukaryota; Fungi; Glomeromycota; Glomeromycetes; Archaeosporales; Ambisporaceae
Source: the annotation of a GenBank genome assembly